AUGGGUGUUAUAAUCUUGACAGGUGCUUCAAGAGGGAUCGGUGCAGUAAUGGCUGAUAUUCUUUUGAAGAAUAAAGAAAACAACCUUGUUGCAGUUGCACGUUCAGAAGGGCCAUUAAGAAACCUAAAGAUAAAAUAUGGGGAAGAAAGAGUUGCCACUGUUGUUGGUGAUUUGAGUGAAGCUUCAGUUGCCAAAAAAAUUAUUGAUACAGCAAUUACACAAUUUGGUAGAAUUGACUCAAUCAUUGCAAAUGCUGGAGUUUUACAACCCGUUGCCCAAAUAAAAGAUGUUGAUAUCGAUCAAUGGAAAAAGCUGUUUGAUGUUAACUUUUUCUCCAUAGUUUCAUUGGUGUCUUUGGCACUCCCUGAAUUGAGAAAGACUAAAGGACAUGUUGUUUUAGUUUCAUCAGGUGCUUCAACAAAAUCAUAUGAUGGAUGGGGAGCAUACGGUGCCUCUAAAGCUGCCAUCAAUCAUUUUGCUAUUCAGCUUGCUGGAGAAGAGCCAGAUGUGUCAAUUGUUUCUGUUGCACCGGGUGUUGUCGAUACCCAAAUGCAAGUGGAUAUAAGAGAGAAGUUUGGCCAAAAUAUGACUCCUGAAGGGCUCAAACGUUUCACUGAUCUGAAAUCCAACAAUGAGCUUCUUGAUCCCUCAGUUCCUGGUACAAUAUUUGCCAACCUAGCGCAAAGAGGAUUCAGCAAAGAAAUCAAUGGCAAAUACUUGAGAUAUAAUGAUCCAUUACUAGAGUCAUACACUAAAUAA
Messenger RNA from Hansenula anomala, 759 nucleotides. RefSeq names its product SDR family oxidoreductase. The coding region runs from base 1 to 759 and encodes 252 amino acids. The record is from RefSeq and is a predicted model, not a curated record. Lineage: Eukaryota; Fungi; Ascomycota; Saccharomycetes; Phaffomycetales; Wickerhamomycetaceae. Gene Ontology annotation, molecular function: oxidoreductase activity, acting on NAD(P)H, oxygen as acceptor. The transcript is spliced from 4 exons. Gene Ontology annotation, cellular component: intracellular anatomical structure.